GCAUUGUUUUUAUUGAUUGUUUUCUCUCAAGCUGCACUGGCAAUUACUAGUAAUUAAGGCUUGCGGGUUCAAUUAACGGUCACAUGACUUCUGCCGCCCGCCCGUAUUCCGACCUCAAUCAAUCAAUCAAUCAGUUGAUCAAUCAGCAUGCUUGAUAUACGCUUGAUUGACUUUCAGCUGUAGUUCAUUAAGGGCCAUCUUGAUCCUCAAUCAAUAGCACAGUCAUCAAGACACGUGGCGUGCAGGAGCGCUGGAGACGGAUCAUGAAUCGCCCAGGGACACCAACUUCGAGAUAACUCAACAGCAAGCGGCUAUUGCAUCGAUCGUCCUUCACGUCGUCUGCGAGAGCUCCACGUGGCAUACUCUUGCUAGCUCGAUCCAUCGCCAUUUGAAUCACGACAUUUUCUCCUCUCGUCUUCCUCCUUUUCAUCUAUAUUCGUCCGCGUGUGUGUGUGGUGUUUUGUAUGUGUGUGUGUGUGUGUGUGUGUGUGUGUGUGUGUGUGUGUGUGUGUGUGNAGAGAGAGAGAGAGAGAGAGAGAGAGAGAGAGAGAGAGAGAGAUGGAGUCGCCGCUGAAGUCUCCUUAUCGGACACGAGGGAAACCGAUGACACCUAGGAACAAAGCUCUGGACUUGACCGGUAGUAAUCGCGCUAUCUUGGCGGCCGAGGAUGAUGGGAUGACGUGGCUGAGCGUGCAAGAGUCUUCAGGCGAUGUGACGAGGUGUUCGACUCCAGUCCAAUUCCACAACGAAGAGCGCAGUUUCGUCACCUCGCAGAUGGUCUUGCACGAUGGCGGUCGGCGCGCUCUGUUCACGACGGCCGAUCAGGACCACACGAUUGUGCGUGCCGACGUGGAGCGAGGAGAGACCAUUGAUCAAUUCAGCGUUUACCGUAAUGGAGAGGAGGUUAAGCUUCCUCUCCGACGAAUCGCUAUCACGAACAAAUUCGGCGGUCUAGAUUCGUCCCCCCUGGUCGAUCUUGUCGGGGUGGGUAACGACAAAGGCAACUGCUUGCUGCACGCCGUCUAUGACCCCAGAUGUCCGUCGAGAACGGUCGCUGUGUACGACGAACACAGCGAUAAGGCGGCGAAGGAGAGGACAGGGAGGUCGUACGCGAAGAGGGAGUUCGCUUGCAUUGCCACGUCACGUGAUGGACACGUCAUCGUGGGUGACGUGGCGGGAAAAGUGUCAUUAUACGAUGACGUACGAAAGAUUGCCAAGGCCACCUUCGAUCAGCUAGCGGAUCCGGUGACAGGAGUCGAUAUCACGGCCGAUGGGGAGUGGGUGAUGUGGAGUACGGCGGUGUAUCACGUGUUGCUUGGUCCUCUGACGUCAGAGUUUUGGACACGUGGCAGAACGAAGAUCAAGGACACCCCCUACGUGGUGAUCAAGCUGUCUGAGGUCGUGCGUGACGAGAUCGGCGUCGGGACCGACGAACCCAUGACCCCUGCCAUCUUCGACUGCGAGAACGGGCUGCUGAGAGACACCCCGGGGGUGGUGGAGAGUAGGGUUAUAUCGGCGGUGGGGAGAGCCGUCGUUGUGUGGCCGUUGAGAGUGCUGCAGAGGUUUUCGAAAAAUGGGGGUGGGACUUGGAAAGGCAGGCCCCUUGUGCAUAAACAGGAAGGGGUGGUAAAAGCCCUGCACGGCGAGUUUAACAGCGCAAUGGCAGUGGCGGCGCUAGAAAUGGAUGUCAGGAGACUCUCGCUAGGGGGAACUGGGGAAAGUGACGAGGGAGAAGAAGAGGGAGAGGGGGAGAAGGAGAAGGAGAAGGAGAAAGGGGGGGAAGGUGGGAGGAGCAGAGGAGAGGGAGGUCGUACGGAUGGUUCGAAGAAGAAGACGAAGACAGCCGGCGAGGAGGACAGCGAUGGUGAUGAAGAUGAUGACCCAGAGUACAAACCGAAGAAGGUUGCGGGUCGCUCAAGGCGGUGAUUCGUGGCGGGCCUGCUCUCUCUCUCUCUCUCUCUCUCUUUGUGUUCUCUCUGUCUCUCUCUGUGUUCUCUCUGUUUUCUCCGCGCCCUGCCUUUUCCUCCCAUACCUAAGACCUCCCCCUGCUUCUCUUCCCUUUUUGCUUCCUUUUCCCACUGCUUUUCUCCCCUUUCUCUCAUCUUUUUAUUUCCUCUUAUCUGUGUCGCAUCUGUCUCCCUACUUUAUCCCCCGGGCUAAAAGCAUCUGAAAACGGAUCGGGGGUCUCUGCACCCUCCGGUGGCUCGGCCUGCGUUCCUUGGCCCUCCCCCUCUCCUCGCUGUUCCCCUGAAGGAGCAGACUGCUAUCCUACCCCCCCCCCCCCCCCCCCCCCCCCCCCCCCCCCCCCCCCCCGUUGCCCCUUGUGGGUGGCUACAUGCUCUCUCUCUCUCUCUCUCUCUCUCUCUCUCUCUCUCUCUCUCUCUUUUUCUUUUUUUUCUUCGCCCUGCUUUUUUCUCCCAUAUCUAAGACCUCCCUGCUUCUCUCCCCCUUUUGCCUCCUUUUCUCACUGCUUUUCUCCCCUUUCUCUCAUCUUUUUAAUUCCUCUCAUCUGUCUCGCAUCUUUCUCCCCACUUGCUCUCCUCUUUCUCCUUUAUUCUGUACCUUGCGCUCAUCUUUCUCCUCUUUUUACUAACUUUUGUUUCUUCUCUCCUCCUUUUCUUUUCUCUCUCUCUCUCUCUCUUCCUGGUUUUCCCCUCUCUCCUCUCUCUCUGCAUCCCCAGUGCAUCCCUCGGUACAAUCGAAGAGAGGACCACCUUCUCCUUUUUCUUCUUUUUCUUCUCGUCUUCGACGUUAUCCUCCUCUUUCCCUUCCUCCUCCGCCUCCUUUAUCUUAUUCACCUCUUUCCUCUCCGUAAAUCAGUCAGGCGUAUCGUUUGUUCCUUCUCCUCCUUUUUCUUCUUCUUCUCUUUUUUCUUCUUGUUUGUUGUCGAGUCAUAAAUUAGUGAGGAGCAUUGAUCAUUGUUCGCUUCUCCUCUCCCUCCUCCCUCUCCUCCUUCCUCUUCUUCCUCGUUCUCCUUCCUCUUCUUCCUCGUUCUCCUUCCUCUUCUUCCUUGUUCUAUUGUUCGCUCCUCCUCUCUCUCCUCCCCUUCGUCCUCCCUCUCCUCCUUCCUCUUCUUCCUCGUUCUCCUUCCUCUUCUUCCUCGUUCUCCUUCCUCUUCGUCCUCUUUCUCCUCUUCUUCUUCUUCUUUCUCCUCUUCUUCUUCCUCUUUCUCCUCUUCUUCUUCCUCUUCUUCUCUUCUAAUUACUAUCUCUUCUUUUUCUCACUUGAGAACUCAAGAGAGAUGGUGUCAUUUUUCUCCGCGUCCUCUUCCUCUCCUUCUUGUCCUGCCACCCCUUCCUCUUCUCCUCCUCCUCCUCCUCCUCCUCAGCCUCCUCUUAUUUCUCCUCCUGCUUUUUCUUCUUUGUUUGGGUUCGACUCAUAUAAUAGGUUUGUGAAGAUUCGAACCCUCGUGUCACUCGACACUUCGUGGGAAUCGUUUUGAACCGCGUAGGUUUGUAAAGAUUUUUUUUUUUUUUUUUUUUUUUUUUUUGCCCUUUUCCGAACCAUCGUCGCACCGCACUUCGGUGGGAUUCCUUCGAACUUCGCUUUGCUUUGGAGUACUCGCUUCAUGGCAUGAUAUUUUGAAUGUAUCUGGAUGUCUAAUGGUCCAGACGCAUUGAGAAAUGUUGGACCGGUGCCAAUGUAUCUGGUCUAUGUAGCGAUCAGCAGAUACAUGUCGAAUGUUGAGUAGUGCGGCGAAGCCGUGUUAGUUUUUUUAACCUCCUGAAGGAUGAUUGGCUUAUAAGAGGCUAGAUGGUAGAUUUAGGGCAUUACUCGCACUAAGACGUUCUCGGCUGAUGCAUGCAGGCGUGAGUAUCCAGGUCUGGACGUAAUUGCGGUCAAAUACAUUCGGUAAAGUGAUAGUGUGAGUAUGUCGUUAGGGUAUUUAGACGAAGCGGCACAAUUGGGAGAAUG
This is a messenger RNA of Chara braunii, 3915 nucleotides long. The record is from the annotation of a GenBank genome assembly. Lineage: Eukaryota; Viridiplantae; Streptophyta; Charophyceae; Charales; Characeae.